Molecule: messenger RNA, 933 nt
Organism: Cadophora gregata
Lineage: Eukaryota; Fungi; Ascomycota; Leotiomycetes; Helotiales; Ploettnerulaceae
Exons: 2
Coding region: 1-933 (310 amino acids)
Biological process (GO): protein phosphorylation
Molecular function (GO): protein kinase activity; ATP binding; protein binding
Source: RefSeq, a predicted model, not a curated record
AUGAAUGCCGUCGACUACACCAAUGUUUUCCUAAUCAUCACUGUCAGCGAGGUGCACCCAGCUGCUACACUGUCGCACAAUGCCAGUUUUCGAAUUGGCAAUAAUGAGAUUUCUGACGAGGAAGGUUCCACGCAUGGCCGGGAAGGGACGCCGUUUACUCGUGUUCCCAGGACCUGGCUCGUAUUGACGUUGAGCCGAAAGCCAUUCGACCCCCUCCUGGGCUGGGUCUUCGGAAGUGAUAAGAAGUCCUGUGACAUUCUGCUCGACACAAGUUCUCGCAACGGCGUCAGCCGUAGACAUUUUAGUAUCAACCACGAUAGGGAUUCGAGGUCCGUAAUCCUGACAAACAUAUCCCAGCAUGGCACCAGACUGACCUCUGAGUCUAUCGGCUUUGAGGGAAUGCGGAUUACUGGCAACGAGAGUUGGAGAAUACGCCCAGACGAAAGGACAACAGUUGAUACAGGGAAGACUUAUGUGUCGAUCGAGGUCCCACGCGAUGCGGUGCGUGGCAAGUGGCGGAGCGAGUACGAGGCUAACCUGGAAGCAUGCUAUCGCGAAGCUCAAGAGGCUGUCCCUCGGAUCGACAAACUCAAAUUCCAUGGUGGUCCGAUCGAAGACACUCCCGCGGAGGCUUAUGCUAGUCGAUACGUCUUACAAGAAAAGCUUGGGUCUGGGACGUUCGGGACAGUCUACAAAGCUUUUGAUCGGUACAGCAAGCAAGUGUAUGCAGCCAAAACAGUGUCAUCCUCUUACUCACCACAGGAGGUCGAAAUUUUACAGAAAACCUCUCACGACCACAUCGUAGCUUUCAUAGAUGCCUUCAAUAGCCCGGAAUCGACAAUCGUGAUGGAAUACAUGGCAGGCGGCAAUUUCUCUCAGCUCUUAUCACCAACUCCAAACGAGGUGUCGAUCACUCUUUAUCAACAGUGUUAG